Molecule: messenger RNA, 847 nt
Organism: Magnolia sinica
Lineage: Eukaryota; Viridiplantae; Streptophyta; Magnoliopsida; Magnoliales; Magnoliaceae
Product: plasma membrane-associated cation-binding protein 1-like
Exons: 5
Coding region: 59-652 (197 amino acids)
Cellular component (GO): plasma membrane
Source: RefSeq, a predicted model, not a curated record
UAAGAGCGAGCAAAGCUUACACCGCUUCUCUCUUUCCAUUUCUCGAGCAUACGGAGAAAUGGGUAACUGGAUAUCCAAGGUUCUUUCCAAGAUCAAGAAGAUCUUUGAGAAAAACAGUACACAAAAAGCUGCUGCUGAACAAGCAUGCAAAUCAUUUGAUGAUUCCAAGGAAACCAUCAACAAGGAGUUCGAAGAGAAGAAAGCAGAACUCCAACCCAAAGUAAUUGAAAUCUUUGAAGCUUCAUCCACUGAAAUUAAGACAAUUGUGAAGGAACGAAAGGAUGCUGGAAUCAAGAAGAACUCAGCAGCAGUUCAUAAUUUCUUGGAGGAAUUAGUAAAAAUUGACUUUCCAGGAUCCAAACAAGUCUAUGAAGCAUCUUCAAAAUACGGGCCUAUGGCAGUUUCAGGCCCAAUCGUAUAUGUUUUUGAGAUGGUGUAUGACUUAUUCAGUACAGAAGAGAAAGAAGUACAAGCAACAAUUUCAGAAGCUAGCAAGGAGAAGGAAAUUGGAGUAGAAGAAGAGGAAGAGAAAGAGAAGAACGUGGAGGAAAAGAACAGGGAGGAAGAAAUAGAGAAAGAAAAAUCUGAAAUUGUGAUGGAACUGGUGGAGCCAUCAAAGGUCAAGGAAGAGGAAGAAAUACCAAAGCCAUAGAGAUCUUGAUCUCAUGGUCUGUCUCCUUCUAGGAAACUAACUACCUUUGUCACAUGAGUAGUUAUUCUUUCCUUCUUUUUCUUUUUUCCCCUUUUCUCUUUGGGUUACUGUUUUCUUUCUAUGCAUGGAUGUCUUCUUUCCUUUCUCAUAGCUAGUGUUUUCAGUAUCUUAUUAUCACUAAUCUUCUUUUAUGCC